Chaetomium fimeti is the source of this 2133-nucleotide messenger RNA. RefSeq names its product P-loop containing nucleoside triphosphate hydrolase protein. Lineage: Eukaryota; Fungi; Ascomycota; Sordariomycetes; Sordariales; Chaetomiaceae. The record is from RefSeq and is a predicted model, not a curated record. Gene Ontology annotation, cellular component: microtubule; cytoplasm; membrane. Bases 1 to 2133 code for a protein of 710 amino acids. Gene Ontology annotation, molecular function: microtubule binding; GTPase activity; GTP binding. The transcript has 7 exons.
AUGGGCAAGAUCAAGACAGAGCCGAUCGACGGCCUCGGCAACCACAUCUACCUCGAGAAGCAAGACAAGCUCCGCGAGAUCGGCGUCGACAUUCCCACGUCGCAGAUCGUCGUCGUCGGCAGCCAGUCCUCCGGCAAGAGCUCGCUGCUGGAGAGCAUCACGGGCUUCUCGUUCCCGCGGGGCCAGGGCCUCUGCACGCGCUACGCGACCCAGAUCACCCUCCGCCGCAACCCGGUCGCGAGCACCGUCAUCUCCAUCAUCCCGCACAGCGAUUCCGACCAGGAUCGGAAGGAUGUCUUGCGGGCAUUUCGCAACGAGCUGAGCGACUUCGAUGGCAAGACUCUGGCCCGUGUCAUCAAGAAGGCCAACAAGGUUAUGGGAAUUCGGUCCGGCGCUACCGAGGACGAUACCGCUUUACCCAUGUUCAGUGAUGAUAUUCUGAAGAUUGAGAUUUCAGGCCCAGAGAAACCACAUCUCACUGUCAUUGACGUGCCCGGCUUGUUCCAAGUGACUGAUGAAGGCAUCACCACCGACGCGGACAGGACCAAGGUCGAGAACAUGGUGCGGCGGUACAUGGAGAACGAGCGUACCAUCGUCCUAGCGGUCUUGAGCUGCCUUUCCGACCGCGCCACGGAGGGCGUCUUGCAGUUCGCCAAAACGGCCGACCCUGAGGGCGUGAGAACGGUCGGCGUGCUCACCAAGGCCGACCUGGUGACGGAGCAGGCCGUCGUACAGACACUGCUUCAACUCGUCAAGGGCAACACGCUCAAGCUCGGGUACUUCAUCGUCCGCAACCGCGGCGCCGACGAAGACACGCUGAGCAUCGCGGACUGCCAGAUGAAGGAGAAGGAGAAGUUCGCGGAACCGCUGUGGGCGGAGCUGACCAAGCUUGGCCGCACCGGCGUGCAAGCCCUGCGAGCCGAACUCCAAGGCCUGCUGAUGGAGCUCGCGAGACGGGAGCUACCGAAGCAGAGGGCCGAAGUGGAGCAGCGGCUUUCGGACUGCCACAAGAAACGCGAGUCGAUGGGCCCCCCGAGAGACGGCCCGGCCAGCCAGCGCGAGUGCCUGGUCAAGCUUGCCGCCCGGUUUGAGCGCAUCGUUCGUGACGCGCUCGACGGUCGAUACGAUGGCAACCCGAUCUUCUCCGCCAAGCCCGAGCUGAAGCUCGCAACGAAAAUCAUGAACCUGAACGAAGGUUUCACCGACCUGGUGUGGAAGAAGGGCCACACCUGGGAGUUCAUGACGGAGUCCCGCAAGGAUGGCGUCGACACUCUGCUGGAGUACGAGAAAACGUCAGACGCUGUUCUCGCCUCCACCGCAUCGAUCCCCGAGCUUCAGCAGGUUAUUUGCGACAAUACGCCCUGCACUGCGCCUCUGAACGAGGCCAUCAUGGACCAGAUCGAAAAGUAUUACAAGGAAAGCCGGGGGCCUGAACUGGGAACGUUCGGCGGCGCUCUGCUGGCCUUGACUUUCCGGGCGCAGACAUCCAAAUGGCGGGCCAUCGUCAUGACUCACGUCGAGACCGUGAUUGUGGUUGCGCACCACUUCAUCAAGACGGUGCUGCUCGAGACGAUCGCGGACGAGCGGAUACGAGAAGAGUUGUGGGGUUUGGUUCUCCUCGAGAGGCUCCAAGCUGCGUAUUCUCGGGCCAAGGUACACGCCCAGUUCCUCCUCGACAUCGAGGUUCAUGGCCGGCCCAGGACGUACAACCAUUAUUUCAGCGACAACGUUCUGAAGUCCAAGGCCGAGCGGUUGACGCAAGCCUUCAUCGGCAAAUCGGAUGACCGCGGCUCGGAUUAUUUCGGGAUUUACAAGUCCACAAUCGGCCAAAUGGUGGCGGACAAGAGCAAUUCCGAUCAAACCAAGGAGGACGUCCACGACAUCUUGGAGAGCUAUUACAAGGUCUCGCGCAAGCGAUUUGUCGACGUCAUCUGCCAGCAAGCCAUUGACCACUUUCUGCUCGAUGGCAACGGCAGCCCCCUGAAGGUGUUGAACCCGGAGCUCGUUUCGAACAUGAGCGACACCCAGCUAGACAUGAUUGCCGGCGAGGAUGGCAACACGAAGCGGGAGCGGGAGCGCCUCAACCUCGAGAUCCAGGGCCUGGAGGCUGCGAUGCAGGUUAUGAAAGGUUGA